GGCUCACACUGAAAGCCCCCCCCCCUUUUUUUAUUGUCACCAUUAGCAAGGACAACUGCUAACACUCACAGUACCAGCUCAAAUUCACUGGCCUUUAUCACUGAUUAUCUUCCCCAUCACAGUCUGCUUUACAAACGGCAGGUACCCAGAUUUUUUGGAUACUUAUUUUAUCCCUAGUAACUUGUUUAGGGCCUUAAUGUAAAAUAAGCCAAAGUAGUAAUUAUAGGAUUGAAUUAAAAUCCUGAGUAUUCAGGCAAGCUGUGGAAUGUGUCAUUGGAAUUCACAUGGGUGUCAUUCAGAUAGUCUUACUGGAGGAAAUUGAGAUGGGAAAAGAAAAAAUCGAUUAAGUACCUCUUUGGUGCAGGCCCUAGAACAUACUGAAGUAUUACCCUCCCCCAGUGUCCUGCAGUGACUCAUUGUUGUUGUUUGUAUUUCUGCUCUGCUUUUUUAGUUUCAUUUCCACUCCUAGAAUUUGACUUUCGUUUCUCAUUCCCCUCCCGUGGGGCCACUCCUCUGCAGAGCGCUAGUCCCUGGCUUGGUGAGUGAGUCUCCACCUGACCUCCACCUGAUCUCUCCACUGAGUGAAGACUCCUGCACUUUUCCAGAAGGUGUGUGGGGCAACUUCUGAUGCCAAAGGGCAGGAGGCUUUGGGUAACAGAUUGAAUGUGUUUGGGCAGAAAAUCCCUUCCUCCUCUUCUCCAGUGAAGCCUGUGAGAUGGAGCUCUGUUUCCCGCUUCAUAAAGCCAAGGUGUCUCUGGGGAGUGAGUUAGAGGUCAUGGGAAGACUCUGAGUGGGACAGGCCUGCAGGAGUUUGUGAGCAAGAGGAGCCUCAGCGGAGCAAGGCCAUGGAUUUUCCAGCACAAUUGAACAUAGCGGAGGAGCUGACCUGCCCCAUGUGCCUGCAGCUCCUGACAGAACCCCUGAGCCUGGACUGUGGCCACAGCUUCUGCCAAGCUUGCAUCACUGCAAACAAUGAGUCCGUGAGCGCCCCAGGAGGGGAAUGCCACUGUCCUGUGUGCCAGAGCAGAUACCAGCCUUGGAACCUGUGUCCUAAUCUGCAGCUGGCCAACAUAGUGAAGAAACUCAUGGAGGUCAAGACGACGUCACAACAGUGGCAGGGGGCAGAUCUCUGUGAGCAGCACGGGGAAAACCGCCUUAUCUUCUGUAAGGAGGAUGGGAAGGCCAUUUGCAAGCUUUGUGUGCUGUCUGUGGAGCAUCAUGGUCACCAAAUGUUCCCCAUUGAACAAGUGGCCCAGGAAUGUCAGGAGAAGCUACAGGAAGCUCUGAAGAGGCUGACAGAGGAGGAGCAGGAAGCUGAGAAGUUAGAAGCUGACAUCAGUGACGAGAGAGCUACCUGGAAGAAUCAUAUGCAGACUGAGAGACAGAAGAUUCUGGAAGGGUUUGAUGAAAUGAGAGGCAUCUUGGACCGGGAGCAGCAGAGGGAGCUGCAAAAGCUGGAGGAUGAUGAAGUGAAUGUGCUGGAUAACUUGGCAGUGGCUAAAGAUCAGGUGGCCCAGCAGAGACAGUACAUGGGAGAGCUCAUCUUGGAUCUCCAGCAUCAGAUAUGGGGGUCAUCAAUAGACACGCUGCAGGAUGUGAUUAACGUCAUAAGAAGGAGCGAGAGCUGGACCUUGAAGAAGCCAAAAAUUGUUUCCAAGAAACUGAAGAGUGCAUUCCGAGCUCCAGAUCUGGGCAGGAUUCUACAAUUGUUUAAAGAGCUGACAGAAGUCCAAAGCUACUGGGUGGACUUCAAGCUGAAUCCAGUCAACAGUCCUUCAGCUGGUCUCAUUUCUGAAGAUCAAAGACAAGUGACAGUUGAGAAGAGUUUUAUGUUUAAGAAUGUAUAUCCAUGCAACCCUUCUUCUUUUGAUGUCUUGGGUUGCCAAAAUUUCUCCUCAGGGAAAUAUUACUGGGAAGUAGAUGUGUCUGGGAAGAGAGCCUGGAUCCUGGGGGUAUUCAGUAACAUAAGCAACUUCAAUACAAAAAAGAGCUCUGGGUUUGUUUUUAACCCAAAUGUAAAUUAUCAAAAUAUUUACUCCAGAUUCAGACCUGAAAAUGGCUACUGGGUUGUAGGAUUACAGAAUGAAUCUGAGUAUAAUGCCUUUGAGGACUCUUCCACCGCUGAUCCCAAGGUCUUAACUCUUUUUAUGGCUGUUCCUCCCUGUCGUGUUGGAGUUUUCCUAGACUAUGAAGCAGGCACUCUCUCAUUUUUUAACAUCACAAACCACGGGUCACUCAUCUACAAGUUCUCUAAAUGUCGUUUUCCUCCGACUGUUUAUCCGUAUUUCAAUCCUUGGAACUGUCCAGCUCCCAUGACUCUGUGCCAGCCCAACUCCUGAACCUUUUCAUUCCCUCACCCACUUGCAGCAUCCCUGUCCCAGUGUCAUCUGUACCCUUCAUACCAUCUCUUCCUUGCUGUCUCUUUUUUAGAACUUUUCCUCAUCCUUGGGAUCUGCACUGUUUCUGGCUUGAGUUAGGAGAGGAGCUCAUUUACCCAUUUUCGUAUUCUCAGAAAAAGACCAGAGUCCCUCCUAAAGACAGAGCAGUAUUAGUAUAACAUUUUUGCCCUUUCAUUUAUUCAUAUUUUCUUUUAUCACUGACUUGAUAAGACACGGCAAAACCUGUCUUCCACCACCCAUGACCCUAGGACAGUUCAUGAUAAUCCCUAUUCACCACCAAGAACUAAGGAGCCUUUAAGUGUAUGUUGGUUUGUUGCCCAGGAUAUAGUGUGUUCAUUAGAGAGUCAAGGAAAGUAAAACAAAAGUAAUAUAUGUACCCAGAGUGAAAAUUCUGUGUUCAAAGUGUUUAAGUUUAAAUCCUGUCUUUUCUCUUAUAAGCUGUAUAAUGACGAAGAAACUACAGGUUUAUUUUUCCCAAAAUAGAAAUUGAGAUUUAAAACUGUACCUAACUCUUAAGAUCAUUGCUACUCAAUGGAAAGUACCUACUUAAGUGUCCUUCACAAUAUAAUAAAUAUUUGCUCUCAUGAUUACUGAAAA
Messenger RNA from Hipposideros armiger (great roundleaf bat), 2996 nucleotides. RefSeq names its product E3 ubiquitin-protein ligase TRIM22-like. Bases 846 to 2339 code for a protein of 497 amino acids. NCBI's taxonomy places the organism in Eukaryota, Metazoa, Chordata, Mammalia, Chiroptera, Hipposideridae. The transcript is spliced from 10 exons. The record is from RefSeq and is a predicted model, not a curated record. Gene Ontology annotation, molecular function: protein binding; zinc ion binding.